Molecule: messenger RNA, 2967 nt
Organism: Drosophila navojoa
Lineage: Eukaryota; Metazoa; Arthropoda; Insecta; Diptera; Drosophilidae
Source: RefSeq, a predicted model, not a curated record
CACCACAGCCACAACCACCACCAAAAACCACCACGAACCACAUGAGCUUGAACAAGAUCAAAAAGCGCGACAGCUCCGAUUUAUGACUGAUGCGUGCCAAGGGCGCUGGCAGCGCUGUCGGCGUCGGCGUCGGCGUUGGCGUUGGCGUCAGCGUUGGCAGCGGCAGUCGGUACAAGGUGACGGCCCGAUGUGUGCCAGAAGUGAGCAUCACAUCGCCCACCAGCGUCAGCCAGCUCCAGCUGCAGCAGCAACAACAACAUGAUGCACCCAACAAACACAUAACGCUGCUGCGCAGCCGCUCACAGCCAACGUCUAACAGCAUUUUCUCGCCAGGCUUGGGCUUGGCAGCGGGCGGCGUCACUCUGGUCGAAGAGGAGGACUUCAGCUUGAUAACAGCGGAACCAGCCAGUGGCAGCGGCGCCAGCAAGAGCGUGCUGCAGCGCCAGCUGGCAACAACCACCCAACUAGACGAGCAGCAACAGCAGGAGCAGCAGCAGCAACUGGAACAGGAGCAGCAGCAAUUGCAGCAACAACAGGCGCUGGGCGAGAUUGAGGCGCCCAACGAACUGACACCGCUGGUGGAGGAGCGGUGCGCCGCUGCCACUGCCACAAACGCUGUGGCAUCUGCACAAAAUCCAAGCACAUCGAACACGACCAAUCGCUACAGUCACAACUCGAAGACGACGCGCUCCUGGCCCGUCAUCUACCGCAAUCCGCAUCACUGCGACUACGAGGCGCUCUACGUGCAGCAGCAGUCGCCGACGCCGCCGCCGCCGGCACAGCAGUCGUCGCAGUCCUUUAAGCAGAACUGUUACUCCAAUCAGUUCAAGCAAUCGAUUGUCUACUCCAGCAGCAAUGAGGAGCUGCCGGGUGGACCGGAAGUAGCGGAUAUCACGCCACGCCAGACCACAUGUUACUACUUUGCGCCCAGCCGGCACAAUAGCAUUUAUGAGCAUCCCUCGUCCGUGGUUGGCGGCUCCUUGCAGUUCGACGCGGCCAGCAACGCAGCGACCACAGCAGCAGCAGCCGCUGCCGUCGAGAGCCUGAGGCGGAGCAACAGCAUCCUGCUCCGACAGAACAGCUGCGCCAAGGUCAUACAGCGCAGGGGAAGCGGCAGUGCCGGUGCCGCUGCCUUGGACACAUCCACAUCGCUUAGCUCACACAUGGACGGAAUGGGCAUGGGCAGUGGAACCGGAGCCAGCGCCUGCUGCUCCAGCUGCUGCAUGGGUCCUCCACCCGUGCUGUUCCUGUUCGUCACGCUGCUGAUGACCACCAGCGCCACGGCCAUGCUCUGCGCCGCCAUAAUGACUGACCACUGGGAGCACGUGACGUGGGAUCGCAGUAGUCUGGAUCGUUACUCGAACCGGUCGGGACUGCACCUGGAGUGGCUAUUGGACGAGCAGGUGGCCAUGCUCAAGCCAGACAAAAGAGCUGAUCACCGUUUCCGGCGCGACUCCGUUUUCCUGGUGCCCAUGCACGGCGGCAUCUGGACACUGUGCAUUGAUCUGCCCAUAGCGCAGCUGCAGGAGCUGCGCCGCAAUCCCAAAUUUCCGCGCGGUGCGCCGCCCUGUGUUAACUACCUGGCCGGAUCGAUGGAGAAUGCGCGCGGCGAGGAGCAGCGCAACGAUUGGCAGCACAGUGAGUCACAGGUCAUCACACUGCAGCCCCAUCUGAGAAUGCAAAACCUGUCCAUAUCCUGCUCACUAGUCUGUCUCAUCAUUCUGGGCAGCGCCGCAUUGGUGGGCGCCUUUGGCGUGUGCCAGCGUCAAAUAAGCGCCAUCCUUAUUACGGGCGUCAUGUAUCUGCUUGCGGCUCUAUUUGCGCUAUUCACGCUGAUGAUAAUUCACUUUAAGCGGCAGCAGGGACGCCCCAUGCUGGACAGCGACUAUGACGGCACCGUCGACGGCAUUGUGGCCCGGCCGGGAGGUGUGGCCAUUGUGGCCAAGCCGUUGCUGGGCGCCCGAGUAUUUCUAACCUCGUGGAGCCUGGAUCUGGGCUGGGGCGGCGUGGUGCUGUGCGCCAUCACGUCAGUGCUGUGGAUUCUGCUCUCGAAGAUCAUGCGCUACAACCCAUUCUCGGCUCUUAUGAUUUAGCUAAACGCCCUGCCGCUCGGCGGCUAUGGCAACUAUGAUAGCUACGAUAGCUAUAAUGGCUAUUAUGGCAGCUACGGCAGCACCAACAGUAGCAGCAGCGGCGCUAGCGCCAGUUUCCUUCUGGCGGGCGCCUCAACGUCGACGCGGCAUGCGGAGCACCGGGGCAAAGGCAAAUACAUACUCUGAAUUGUCCCAGCUCCCAACAAACAACUCAAACCUUGAUCUUAACUCUCCUGCUUCCACACUGUAUGUUUAACGGUUCAUCAUUUCGAUUUGUUUUGAAUGCGCGCCCUCUACUAAGUUGACAGUGUUGGAAAAUGUACCAAAACGCGAUAACCGCCUUGCCUUGUUCUUAUAUUAUAUACGUAUACUUAUAGAACCAAACAAACUUUAUCUGAAACUUGUAUUGUAAAUCAAAUUUACGAUUAUCUAUCUAUCUCUAUGUCUAUAUGAAACACUCGCAAUUUUUGUAUACAUUAUCUUUAAAUACUUAGCUAAUCUACACCAAACAACUUUACACACGCACACACACACAAUUAUAGGCCACGACUACAUUUGUUAUAUAGAUUUGAGAUGGUUCGGGAUUUAUUUACAAACUCCCAAACUGGGCUUUUGCUUCUGAAACGCUUAACUAGUAACAAUUUCGCGUGCUUAGCAAAUUUCUAGCAUAUUUCAAGAACUAAACUUAAUGGGCCUAUUUAAAAUUCUUGGCUAUACCAGUUUGUGUGUUUUCAAACAGCAUUAACCAAUAGAUCAAACUAAUACAACUAUCAAAAAUAUAGAUAUACUGUUUAUAGAGUGCUUUAAGCUAUGGUUUACAAAACUUAUUCUAUUUGUAUAGGUGCAUCCACUUGGAAAAAAAAAAAACAAACAA